Molecule: messenger RNA, 1734 nt
Organism: Morus notabilis
Lineage: Eukaryota; Viridiplantae; Streptophyta; Magnoliopsida; Rosales; Moraceae
Product: molybdate transporter 2
Exons: 1
Coding region: 102-1499 (465 amino acids)
Biological process (GO): molybdate ion transport
Molecular function (GO): molybdate ion transmembrane transporter activity
Source: RefSeq, a predicted model, not a curated record
UUAAAUCCUCUCAUCUCCAAACUCCAAAGUCUCUAUGCUUCUCUUGAAUUUGGAAAGUGAUCUCCAAAUCCUCAAAACUCAACAAUCAAACACCACCCACUAUGGAAGAGGCCUCAUCCUCAUCUUCCACCACCACUCCACUCCUCCACCGUCGGCAGUGGAGCCACCGCAUCCCCACCACAAUCCGCCUCAAGACCAACCUCUGCUCCGAGCUCUCCGGCGCCGUGGGAGACCUCGGCACCUACAUCCCCAUCGUCCUAGCCUUAGCCUUGGUUUCCCACCUCGACCUCAGCACCACUCUCAUCUUCACCGCCCUCUACAACGCCGCCACCGGCCUCCUCUUCGGCGUCCCCAUGCCCGUCCAGCCCAUGAAGUCCAUCGCCGCCGUCGCCAUCGCCGAAGGCUCCACCCACCUCACCAUCCCUCAAAUCGCCGCCGCCGGACUCUCCACCGCCGCCGUCCUCCUCCUCCUCGGCGCCACUGGCCUCAUGUCCUUCCUCUACCGCUUCAUCCCCCUCCCCGUCGUCCGCGGCGUCCAGCUCUCCCAAGGCCUCUCCUUCGCCUUCUCCGCCAUCAAAUACAUCCGCUACAACCAAGACCUCGCCACCUCCAAGUCCGGCUCCCCUCGCUCCUUCCUCGGCCUCGACGGCCUCCUCCUCGCCCUCUCCUCCCUCCUAUUCCUCAUUCUCACCACCGGCUCCGGCGACAAACAACACGAACACCCAUCUAUUGAUCACUCUCAUCGACGAGUUCGCAACAGACUCCGGUUUUUGUCCUCGAUUCCUUCUGCUCUGAUCGUCUUCUUGUUCGGCUUGGUAAUCUGUUUCCUUCGCGAUCCUUCGAUCUUCAACGACCUCAAGUUCGGCCCGUCGAAAAUCCGAUUACUAACGAUCACAUGGGAAGAUUGGAAAACCGGAUUCGUCCGAGCGGCGAUCCCGCAGAUCCCGCUCUCAAUUCUCAAUUCCGUCAUCGCCGUCUGCAAGCUCUCCGGCGAUCUCUUCCCCGACCGGGAAGCCUCAGCGAUGAAAGUUUCGAUCAGCGUCGGAGUGAUGAACUUCGUCGGGUGCUGGUUCGGGGCGAUGCCGGUGUGCCACGGCGCCGGCGGGCUGGCCGGGCAGUACAGAUUCGGUGGCCGGAGCGGGGCCUCGGUGGUGUUUCUGGCGAUCGGGAAGCUGGUUCUGGCGCUGGUGUUUGGGAAUUCGUUUGUGAGCAUACUGAAUCAGCUUCCGAUUGGGAUUGUUGGGGUGCUAUUGCUUUUUGCUGGGAUAGAGUUGGCUAUGGCUUCCAGGGAUAUGAAUUCGACGGAAGAGUCAUUUGUGAUGCUGGUUUGUGCUGCGGUUUCGCUUACUGGGUCUAGUGCUGCUCUGGGAUUUGGGUGUGGGAUUGUGCUCUUUUUGUUACUCAAAUUGAGGCAAUUGGAAUGUUCUGGUUUUGGGUUCUUCAGGUUAAGGAAGCCUAAAUCGUCUGAAGAUGAUGAGGAGAAUAAGUUGGUUCCAUGAUGAUUGUUUGUUAUUAUAAGUGUGGAAGACGACUUGAAGACUAUUUCAAGUCUGAUAAUUGGUGCAAUGUAAUGAGUGUGGGAGUUGUUUCUUGUGAUGCUCGUCAGAUUAUUGUCCUCAAAUGUAUUUAUUAUUAUUGUUGUCAUUGUUGUUAUUAUUAGACAGUCAAGCUGUAAAUGUCUUCAGGUUUAUCCCAAGUAUAGGCGAAUUCAGGGCAAGGAAGGUCUUUGCUUUU